Molecule: messenger RNA, 911 nt
Organism: Vitrella brassicaformis
Lineage: Eukaryota; Vitrellaceae
Source: the annotation of a GenBank genome assembly
AUGAAGGGCAAUUACACCACAUGGAGGAAGGUUCUGGAUGAGUCUUUUAUUCUCACCCUUCGGUCGAGGGAGCCAAGUGAAAAAGGAGAUCACUUCAUCGUCUUCUUCGGCCUAUGGAUCCACAACCGUUGGGGCAUCAUCCCUUCGAUGCUGGACGAAUUGUGGACCACUGGAGUCAUCAAGAGUGGCGUCAGGAGCAUGAAGCAGCUCGGUGACCUUCUGACGCAGAAGGGACAAGACAGCCAGAAGGAGGUCGUCUAUGCCUUGCUUAUCGACGGUCCCUACAAAUGGUUCGAGGCGUGGGUUUUGAAGGAGGAGAAGACGAAGGGGUGGAAGAUGCUGGAGUAUCUCUAUGACGAAGGGGUCAAUGUCUUUCAUGGCCAAGAAGAGUCAGUCUACACUGAGUUUUCCAAAACUGACCAUAACAGCAAGCCUCGAGAUAUGUAUGAGGGCGCCAGGAAGGAGCUCGAAGAGGCCAAGAAGGAGAACGCACAGCUCAAGAGAGACGAAGGGGGCUGGCUGCGAUGGAGGUUGUGAUGCGAGGGUAACUAGGCGAGUGGUGCUAGCCUCUAUGUCAGGCCGUCACAGCUUUCCUCAGUCCCUUAGGCGGCCAUGAUCCUAUCCGCUUAGUGAGCGUCUGCGGUCUCAUCCUGUCGAUGUGCCAGGUCAACCCUUGAUGGGAUGGGCUAAAUUGUUCUCAGCCACAUAAUGCGAUGUGAGCAGCCGGGAUUGACAUGGAUGUGUACAUGCAUUCAGGUAUACAGACGGAACAGCAUUUAAUAGACGUUUCUAUGUGGUUCGUGAAGCCGACAGGCAGCUCACGUUGCGUUCUCAUGUGGGUUUUUCGUGAUUGGAUUACGUUGGGGAAUUGAUGAAUGAACGGUGCAAUCAAUGAAAAGUACCAGAGCUCC